Molecule: messenger RNA, 3402 nt
Organism: Argiope bruennichi
Lineage: Eukaryota; Metazoa; Arthropoda; Arachnida; Araneae; Araneidae
Product: tRNA-splicing endonuclease subunit Sen2-like
Exons: 8
Coding region: 280-1278 (332 amino acids)
Biological process (GO): tRNA splicing, via endonucleolytic cleavage and ligation; tRNA-type intron splice site recognition and cleavage
Cellular component (GO): tRNA-intron endonuclease complex
Molecular function (GO): tRNA-intron lyase activity; nucleic acid binding
Source: RefSeq, a predicted model, not a curated record
CAAACGCCAUCUAUCGUCUUCAAUCAAGCUUUCAAGUACUUUGACUUUCAUUAACUGUAACCAUAUGGCAAUUACGACAGCCAUUUGUUGCUGUCAAUCCAUAUGUUUAUAUUCAAAAUUCGGGCUGAAAAAUAAACAGUACUGAAACGCAGGUCAUCAUAUUUAUUUUGGCGUUGGAGGACUUUUUUUAUCAAGGAUUUUGUAAUCUUACAAAUUAAAAAAACAUUUCUUGGUAAAAGAAUUUUAAUUCUGAGAAAUUGAGGUUGUUAAUUAAAGAAAAUGGAAGAAAAAAACGCAGAUUUGUUGCCGACACCAGCGGCAAAGAAAAACAGCAAAUUUAAACGAGAGUACCCUUUCCCGAUUGUAACAAGUGAAUGUAAAGAAAAUGAAUCAGAUCCCAACUGGAAAAUAGCAGAAGGUUAUUUAGAAGGUAACUGCGUACUAGUUCAUGACGAGGAAUGCAUGAAAAGGUUGUAUUGUAUGGGAUUUUUUGGGAAAGGAACGUUAUCAAAAAAUGCUCCUAGAAUUUGCUUGCAGAAGGAGACCACAGAAUCUGAAAAACAAAUGCCAGGAUGUGCAACAACAAGUAGUCAAGUGGAAGAUAUAAUAGAUGUUGUUGACAGUGAUGAUGAAGACUCAAAAUCAAAAAAGUUAAAAACAAGUGAUGAAGAUGAAAUUUUAAUCUGUGAUGAUUCAUCUAAUAAUGAUGAUUGUGAAAAAGUAAAUCGUUCAAAGCAAUCCGAACCAGAAGUAAAAGAAAGUUUACAACUUACUUUUCAGGAGGCAUAUUACUUAUCGUAUGCUUUAGGAUGCUUGCUUGUCAUGGACAAAGACAAGCCCUUAAAUCUGGCAGUAUUAUGGACCAAGUUCUGUGAACUGACACCAUCUGGAAAUUUUCCUGUUAUGUACACUGCAUAUCAUCAUUUUAGAAGUAGAGGUUGGGUUGUUAAAAGUGGUCUGAAGUAUGGGACUGACUAUGUUUUGUAUAAAGAUGGUCCUCCUUUUUAUCAUGCGACUUAUUCCGUAAUUGUUCGAGCUUUGAAAGAGAACCUUAAAGAAGCCAGAGGCAAUAGAGUAUUAACCUGGGGCUCUAUGGCUGCUUUAAAUCGAGUGAAUAACACUGCUGGCAAGGAGAUUAUAUUCUUGUAUGUUAUAAAGCCAAAUGAUAUGCCAGAGAGCAUCUAUUCCACCCCUGCUUGUGUUGCAGAAUUCAAAUUAGAGGAAGUACUCUACAAACGAUGGGUUGCAUCAGAGAACAGAGAAGAAAAUGACCCAUAAAAUCUCUCAUCAGUUGCAAUAUAAAAUAGUUGCAAUUGAUUUCUUUGUAAAUGUUCAUUUUGCAUGUACUUCAAUUUAUUCCAUUGAUCAUCAAAAAUCUGUUUUUUUUUUUUGUACAUAUGUAUGUAAAGAUCUCUGAACCCCCACUUAUCAUUAAAAAAUAAUGUUCAUUUAUGUUCAUAUACCUUUUUAGUUCCUUUUGAUUCUCAUUUUUUUCCCUCCCUACUACUUAAUCAUAUAUUCUCUUAUAAUCAAGCACAAAUGUGACAUUUGAUUGACUCUGCCACUUCAUUUUCAAAGUUUUCAUUUCUGUUAUGAAAUUUCUUAAAACAGUAUCAUAUUGUACAUACCUAUUCAGUAGAUGAUCUAAAUAUAUGUUAAAAGCAUCCUUUUGCAGUUUUUUCAUAUACAGCUAAAUUCUGUGAAUGUCAUCCCUUUAUAUGUAUUUUAACAAUUUGAAAUAGUGAAGAAAAAUAAUGAAAAAAAAAAAAAAAAUUAUGAUCACAUAAAAUUAAAGAGCAAAUACUAACUUUGAAGUAGUAUGUAAAAUAAACAGAAUCAAAUAAAUUUCCCAAACUGCUACCAACGUUUACAGGUAGGGAAAACAAAACAAAAACAAAAGUAUUUAUUUUUGCCUCUGUUUAAUAUUGUAAAAGAAAAAUUGCCAAUUUUUGAAAUAUUUCUUCUCUAAUGGAAAGAAACAUUUUCUUUAUGCCAUUUUGUUCAAGUGAGGGUGAAAAUGACAAAAUAAUUUUUGUUGUUUUAUUCAAUAUCUAUACAUCUCUAAUUAAUAAUUUAAAAUGUAAAAUUAAUGGCAUUUUAUCAUUUUUGAUAAAUGUGUUUUUCCCUCAUCCAAUAAAAACCGUCAAAUACUUCUUAUUAAAAAUAAUUUAUCCCCAAAUAAUGUCUUUAAUCAUGAAAUUUAUGAAUAAAAAGCAUAUUAAACUAACUAUUACACAUUUAAUAAAAUCCAUAUGCGAAGAAUGGUAAUUGUAUUUUGCUAAAAUUAAGUAUGGAGCUUUUGUGUAAAGGAAAUGAAUAUGUUUACAAAAUUGCUUGGCCCUUUUUUUUUAUGUAUAUAUUUUAUGUAUAUGCAUUUAUAUAUAAUAAUUUUAUCUGAUAAACUUCUAUGCUGAUUUUGUUUUCCUAGGAAGGGAUGUAUUAUAAGAGAAUUUUAUAUCAAUAUCAUAAUCAAUAAUUAGGUUUGAUUGAAAAACUGUCAGUGGCUAUAUCCCUGCUGAAUAAUAUAUAUUUAUAUAAAUAUUAAAUUGGCGUGGAAAGUUUGUAUCAAUAUGUAUGAUAUGAAACAUGUAGAAUUUUUUUUUUUUUUUUGAUAGUAACAUACUGUUUUAAAAAUAUUCUCAAUUCAACUGUAUUUCUGUCUUUAAGAUAUUAUAAAAAAAUGAAAUGUUAAAAGUUUGAAAGACUCUUCCAUCUCAUGUUUUUGAAAUAACUUCAGUAUCAAUUUGAGAUAAAGCCUGUAUAGCAUUCUUAUCUCAUGAGUUUUAAUUUAAUUUAAAGUAUUUGAUACUGCUUGUAUCCCCUGUGCUUUUCAACUUAAACAAUUUUUUGGAAGUUAUCCCAUUUUUAAAAUGAAAUGAAAAAUGUUUUCUACUUUUUAUCCUUAUUGGAUGGAAAUAUAUUAAUCCAUGUAACUAUAUAUUAAUCUAUACUAUAUAAUCAAUAUAUUAAUCAAUGUAAUGAAUACAGACUAGGAACUUGUCUUUUUAUAAAAAAACGUAUUUUAUCUUCAGUUGACAUUAUGGAAAAUUCAUUUCAAAACAAAAGUUAGUAGUAUCCGGUGAAAUUUUUUUGCUAAAAUCAAAACUCAGGCUUGCUGUGUAUUGUAUAAACCUAUUAUUCCCAACUUUUAUUUACUCUUGUAUUCUUUGAUUAGUCUUUUUAUUUUUAGUUAUUAUUGGCCAAACCCCUGACUAUCAUAUCCACCCCCAAACUCUCUCCAAAUAUUUGUUGAGGCUAAGAACUUUUUCUGUUAAUGUUAAGAUUAUUUAUUAUCAUUUGUAUUUUGAUUUGUUAUUUAGUAUUGCACUUUAUUAUUAAAAAGUUUAGGUUAUCACCAGUGUUAAACAAUUUGAAUUCAUUAAUAAAUAUUUUUAAGUUUUA